AGAAAGGGCUAGAACAGAAGGCGGUAGCAUAUCAGAUUUCACAUGCUCUGAGACAAACUUGGCAAAAGCUGAUCCCCAAACACUGCUGACCUGUUUUCAGAGAGGCCGAAUUGAAUUUUAUUGUGAACUCAGGCUAAUUGUCCUUUAUCUUUCUCCCAUUUCAAUGUUGGAUUUGGAUAGUUAUCGGGAGCCCUCCAUCCUCGAUCAACAGCAAAAUCACCUUCACCAAAGGAAUUAAGCAGAAAUUAUGAGAUCACAGGCCAAGAUGGGGCUUCCUUUGGCUCAAUAGAAGUCAAGAAGAGGAAGUGGAAGGUUUCUGCUGGUCAGCUUUCUGAGCUUGUGGCCGACUUCACAGGAAAUCAGCCCCAACCAGGGCCUGCGAAGGUCUUCACCAAGGGCUUUUUCUCAUUCUCUGGCACACAUUUGAGAAUGAUCAUUCAGGAACCACUGACUUCUGAAAGCUGGAAGCUCUGCAUCCAGAGAGCUUGAGAUUCGCAUCCACACCAUUAGAAUCAUGGAUUAUUAAAGUACUGAAGAAAGCAACGUCAUCAUCAUCAUCAUCAUCAUCAUCAUCAAUAAUAACAACAAGGCCCUUCUGAAAAUCCGUGGACUCCAAUUCAGUUCCCUGGCCCCUGGGACUAUGAACAGGCAAGGUGACAGAAGAACCACAAAAGAAGGAUCGAGUGUUUUGAAAAGCUGGAACCUUGGCUUGUCCCCAAAUAGGUCCUGGCUCCAAAUCCUUGCUACAGCAGGUCAGCACAGAACUGUUUCUGAGGACUGCUCCAGCUAUGAUAGUAACAUAGCAAACUGGGCUGAUGGAGUGCAGGAUCCUGAGGGGGAAUACUACGAAGAAACCAUGGAUUUCCCCAAGGAAGGACUCCCAUCUAUGAAAAUCUUACCCGCCAGACCAAUAGAGGACUCCCAAUAUGCAGACACGCGCUGUUUCCAAGAAGUGAUGAGCUCUCCCUUUCCUACCCAGCCCGAUGCUUCCGCGAGGCAACAGCAGUCCUGGAACCUCUGGACGAGGUCAGAGGAGGGGAUGCAGAUUUUAGCAGAUAUCAGAGAUCUAAAUCUUAAAGGAGAGAGGGAAGCCAGAGGAAUCCAGAAUCCUUUGCCACCUCCUCGGCCUCCAAACACCCUUCCAAAGAAAUAUCGACCCCUUCCUCCUGAACCAGAAAAUAAUCAAGUCAUUCUAAACCAAAGAAAUGAUUUUCUAAAAGAUGAGAGGAUCCCCAGACAGAUCAGUUUGAAGGAUUUAAACGAUGUGCACCGAGGAGAGAAAGUUCCAGAAUAUCCCAAGAAGCCUGCCCUGUCUUGUCAGAAUCAACAUAACCCAAAGGAUCUCUCUGUUCCUGUUGCCAGUGCUCUGUGUAUGGCGGCCGACCCAAGUUUCCAAGGCAAAGGGCAGAAAGGAAGCCUGAACCCAGCCUCGUUCCAGAAGUGCCCACAACCGGCAUAUGGCAGCCUUCUUGAGGACAAGCCUUUGCCUAGCAGUUUGCAGCAGAAGAAGCCAUGUCACAGCAAACCCAGCAAAAAGCUCCAGGCUUUCAAGAAGCACGACUGGUACCUCGGAGAGUGCAGCCGGCACGAAGUGGAAGCGGCUCUGACCAAGGAGAACGCCGAUGGGACCUUCCUGGUCCGAGAUGGCUCCAAGAAAUCAGUGGCUGAACCCUAUGUUUUGGUGGUGUUUCAUAGGAAAAAAGUAUAUAAUAUUAAGAUCCGUUAUCUGGAGGGGAGUCAGCAGUUUGCCCUUGGAACAGGACUCAGAGGAAAUGAUAAAUUUGAUUCAGUAGAAGACAUAAUAGAGUAUCACAAACACUUUCCUAUUGUGCUUAUUGAUGGGAAAGAUCAAACAGGAACCCAUCGAGAACCCUGCUACCUCAAGCAGUCUCUGUCUCCCAGCAGAAUCUACUCAUCCUAA
Sarcophilus harrisii (Tasmanian devil) is the source of this 1921-nucleotide messenger RNA. RefSeq names its product cytokine dependent hematopoietic cell linker (gene CLNK). The transcript is spliced from 21 exons. The record is from RefSeq and is a predicted model, not a curated record. The coding region runs from base 641 to 1921 and encodes 426 amino acids. NCBI's taxonomy places the organism in Eukaryota, Metazoa, Chordata, Mammalia, Dasyuromorphia, Dasyuridae. Gene Ontology annotation, biological process: intracellular signal transduction; cell surface receptor protein tyrosine kinase signaling pathway.